UGCUUUCUCGGAUUCCACUGCCAGCUGCUGAAUAUGGCCUUGCAGUCGCCUUAUUACAAACCGACUAUUCCAUUUAUUGGUCCAAUUAGUGGUGGCCUGAAAGAUGGGAUGACCGUAUUAGUUACCGGAAAUGUUUUGAAGUCCUGCAGAAGAUUCCGGGUUGACUUUCAGUGUGGCAAUUGCCAAAUGCCCAGAUCGGAUGUGGCUUUCCAUUUCAACGUCCGUUUUGAUCAGAACUGUAUUGUAUGCAAUUCCCAUGAAAAGGGCUGCUGGCAGCAAAAAGAAAGAAAACAUGAUAUGGUUUUCCGCAAAGGGCAUCCUUUUGAGAUCUGGUUUCUUGUCAACCUCACCUCCUAUGUGGUUCACGUAGAUGGAAAGAAAUAUUUGAAAUUCAAACACAGGAUCCCUCUUUCCCGAGUAGAUAACAUUGGAAUUUCAGGAGAGCUAUAUGUGGACUCAGUCAGCUUCCAAGGUCCAAUUACCCAUCCAGUUUGUUGCAAACCAAUUUGCCCAACACCUCCACAGAUCUAUCCAGUUUGUUGUAAACCAAUUUGCCCAGCACCCUCACAGGUUCACGUAGAUGGAAAGCUGCAUUUGGAAUUCAAACACAAGGUUUGUCUUUCCCAAGUAGAUACCAUCGGAAUUUCAGGACAACUAAAUGUGGACUCAGUCAGUUUUCAAGGUCCAAUUACCCAUCCAGUUUGUUGCAAACCAAUUUGCCCAACACCCUCACAGCCAAUUGCCUAUCCAAUUGGACAAUGCUUUCAGCCACAAAUUUAUUCUCUCCCUUACCGAACUACCAUCUGUGGGGGCUUUUUCCCAUCCAAAUCAAUAAUCGUCUCAGGUUCUGUGUCCCCUUGUGCUCACAGGUUCCACAUCAAUCUGAAAGUGGGGAACGAUACUGCUUUCCAUCUCAACCCACGAUUUGAUCAGAACGUGAUUGUUCGAAACUCUAAGUUCAACAUGUGCUGGGGCUCAGCAGAGCGACACCUGCCCUGUGGGAUGCCUCUGUUGCGUGGCCAACCCUUUACCAUCUGUAUUCAGUGUGAAGCACACUGCUUCAAGGUGGCUGUGAAUGGACAUCAUCAGUUUAACUACAACCAUCGCAUACAUAACCUGCAUCAGAUAAAUUUGCUCGAAGUGGGCGGUGACAUAACAUUGACCAACAUCCAGGCUUAACGUCGUCAAUAGACGUUCAUUUACAGAUCUCUCACAUCCAGGACAUAAACUGUUUCAACUCCUACCCUCAAAACGAUGCUAUAGAGCACCGCACAUCAGAACAAGACACAAGAACAGUGUUUUCCCGAAGGCCAUCACUCUGCUAAACAAAUAAUUCCCUCAACACUGUCAAACUAUUUACUAAAUCUGCACUACUAUUAAUCUUCUCAUCGUUCCCAUCACCAAUCUCUUUCCACUUAUGACUGCAUGACUGUAACUUUGUUGCUGGCAAUCCUUAUGAUUUAUAUUGAUAUAUUGACCAUCAUUUGUGUUGUAAAUGUUGUACCUUGAUGAACGUAUCUUUUCUUUUAUGUACACUGAGAGCAUAUGCACCAAG
Molecule: messenger RNA, 1555 nt
Organism: Ahaetulla prasina
Lineage: Eukaryota; Metazoa; Chordata; Lepidosauria; Squamata; Colubridae
Product: galectin-9B-like
Exons: 12
Coding region: 34-1179 (381 amino acids)
Biological process (GO): negative regulation of type II interferon production; positive regulation of gene expression; negative regulation of CD4-positive, alpha-beta T cell proliferation
Cellular component (GO): cytosol; nucleus
Molecular function (GO): carbohydrate binding; galactoside binding
Source: RefSeq, a predicted model, not a curated record